AUAUCACUUCGGAAAAUAAAGAAAAUAUAAAGAAAAUUUGUUCCGGAUUCCAGGCAAAAAUAGUUAAAAACUAUUAUUCACGUGCACUAAAAUCCACUAAAAAGGUUUUCGAAUUAGAAACAUGAGUGCGUCGAGUGAAGGGGGCGCGGGAGGUUCGGGAACUGGCAGCGGCGGAAGUACAGCUCCUGCCCCAUCAGCCGCAGGCCCAUUGAAAACCAUUAAAAUACGCACACACCUGCAGCCCAAUGCAUCAUCAUCAUCAAUAUCAACAUCAUCAUCAUUAUCAGCAGCGGCAGCAGCUGCCUCAUCCUUGGUAUCACACACACAUUCGCCCCUGCAUCUGCGUGGCGUCAUAAACAAAUACUCAUUGCCCCAUUUGCCCUCCGCAGCACACUCGACGGUGGCCGCAAAGAUCACCCACCUGAAGACCGAUGGCGCGGGCUUAAAUGUCGGCGUUGGGGGCAUCUCCAUUAGCGGCGGCACCAUCAAGGUAGCCGCCAAUACCGUGCAACAGACAUCCCUGGGCGCCACUCCGAUUGCACUGAACACGGGACAGGCCACCACGGCCGCCUCCAUACGGGCAAUCGGCGCCGGUGGCCAGUCCACACAGGUGCGUGUCGUCAUGCCCAUGAUCAAGCAGCUGGAGAAUGUCACCGCCACGGGGCGCACCCAGAUCACGGCCAUACCAGCGGCUCCGGCGCGUAGCGUCUCCAAUGCCUCCAUUACCGUCACGCGGCCCGUUACACAGGCGACCUACCUGCCGCGGGCCAGUGUCACCGCCACGCAGAUGGGAGGCGUGGGUGUGGGCGUGAAUCUGGGCUUGGCAGCCGGACAGCGUCUGGUCACACCGCUACGGACCACAUCCACCGGCUCGGCCACAGUGACGCCCGCAGCUCCCACUGGUCUGAGCACAUCGGGGGGAUUUGUGCGUGGAACGGCGGCAACGGUUAGCCGGAGCGGCGUGUCCGUGUCCUCGCAGCAGCCAUCAACAGUGAUCUCAUCGAGCAAUAACGCGGCCUGGAUGCAGAGCACCACCGGGCAGAUGCAGCUUAUUCGUGCCAUCCAUCAGCCGCGCCAGAGGAUCAUCACCACCUCGGCGGGGGUAAGCAGUGCCAGUGUGGUCACCACUGGGGUCCAGGCGCCAACAGCUCUUUCCGUCACAGCUGCCCAGUCUCUGGGGCAGCAGCAGACAACGGGUGGCCCCGGAGCAGGUCCUCAGGCCUAUGUGGCCACAGUGCUGCCUCCGCGGCAGCAUCAGGCCACCCUAGUCUACUCCUCGAAUGUGUCGGCGGGUGGGCCCAAUGCCAAUCCCCAACCGGGUCAGCAGUUCAAUCCACGCUUCGCUGUGACAACACCCACGGCAGGAGGAGUCGUCACCACCACAACGCCGGGCGGCACCACAGUCACACCCCGCCAGGUGCGCCCCAUACCGCUGGGCAAGAGUUUUCCGGCCACCAAACUAAACACGACGAGCAUCAGCAUACGAGCGCCGAGCAUUCCACAGCUCAAUGCCAGCGUCACGGCCUCACAGUCGCCCGUGAGCGUGUCGGGGGGAGCGACAGUGGGUCCGGGCCGUGGUCCAGGCUUAGGAGGAACAGCUCUGACGGCUACCAAUCUGCCCACGCGUAUCAUACAGCUACAGCAGCCCGGACCGGGAGCCACACAGCAGAUUAUUGGGGCGGGCGCCCGACUGGCGGGCAAUGUGAUGCUGCAGCCCUUCCUCAUGAGUACCUCAGCAGCGGCCAAGAUGGGCAUCCGCCCGCCCGUGACUAUGACAGCCAAAGUGCAGCCGUCGCUGACCAUCACUCAGCUAAAUCCAAUUGGCAAACUCGCAACGCCUGGAGGAGGUGGAGGAGCACCUACCAUGACGCCACAGGGUGUGGGUGUGGCCAGCAUACAAGCGGUGCCCGUGCCGAGCGUUUCGGCCAAUGUGGUGAACCCCAAUUCCGUCAGUGGACAGGCCACAGCAGCGGCAGGCGGCGCCACGGUGCUGCCGCUGACAAUCAGUGGAAGAGGAGGAAGCCACUCCCUCACGGGCACGUUAACGCCCAUUAAGAAUGCCAGCGGCAUAACCGUGGGCAAGAUGAUGAUGACCCCAGCUGUUGCAGCGGGUGGGGCGAUGGGUGGUGAUCAGAGUGGAACCACAGUGACGGGAUUCCCGCGUGCCUGGAACCCCGUUGUGGCCUCCCAGAGCCAACUGAUGAAGAUUGAUGAUAAGGGCAGCUCUGCCACAAUCUACUACGAAUCGAUGCCGGCCUCAGCCUCCACGGGCGUCCUCUCGCUGGCCACAACGACCCUCACGCAGAGCACUCAGUCGCAGGCGCAGCUGGUGAGCAGUGCUGGCGGCAGCUUGUCCGUAUCCUCAUUGCCCUUUCCCAGCCAUGCGCCAAUGGGAAUGGGCGUGGGUGGAUCGGGACCUGGAUCGCAGGCAACAUUCACGGUGCUGCCAUCGGGACAAACGGUGGGAGGAGCAGCAGCCGCAACACGCACCACUGGCCAUCAGCAGCUGAUUAUACCAAUGGGCGGGAAUAGUGCCCCACCGCAGCACAUGGUCAUACCGCUGCACACGUCCGUCAAGGUGACCACGGGCGGAGUUAGCAGCCAGCCGGCCACGAUCAGCGGACCUGGCGGCGGUGGCGCAACACUCGUGUCCAGUUUCAUGGGGAAGCGUGUGGCCGAUGGAUCACCCAUUAGGGCAGCCAAGAAUCUGGGACCCACGCUGCUCUCCAUGGCCAGCAACACCAGCGGACCCAGUCUCGUCUCGGCCGCUGGCUCCACAUUCAAUUUGCAGCCCGUUUCCGUGUCCGUGGCCUCGUCCGUGGCCGUUACCAGCUCUGCCCUGACUGUGGAAGCCCUGGCCAAAAAGGAACGAGAACGUGCGCCCCCAGCGACAGUGGCAGCGGCGACAGCGGUGAGAAAUUUACGCGGCGAGUCGCCGGCCUCCUCGGAUGGAUCCACCACAGUGUCGGCGAACUCUUCGCCAGGUGUGGAUCAGCAGCAGCUGCAGGACCGUAUUGGAGAGCCCCAAGCGGCGGCUGUGCCCAGCAGUCGCGACAAUUCCACGCAUUUCAAUCCCAUAAAUGAGUUGUACUCGACGCACCAGUCGAUGCAGCAGACCCUUUCCCACGCCUCGCUGGGCGCCCGCGGUAGUUCAAGCGCCUUUGUGGAUGUGCAGACACCAACCCCACAGCAGCAGCACCAGCAACAGCAGCAGCUGUCACAGCAGUCAAGUCUCCUGGGGCAUUUGGGAUCAGCAGCACAACUCCAGCAACAGCAGCAGCAGGCGGCGGCGGCGGCAGCAUCAGCUGCACGAAUGAAUGGCACGGGCAGCAGCUCCAGUUCCAGCUACGAUUGUUCCGUCAGAAAGAAGCCGCGACGUUCAACCAAUGACAGUCAACACUCGACGCAGAGUCAGGCCUCUCUAUCGCUGCCGCCACCAACUGCAGAGCCAACGGCGGCAACCAACGCCGCUUCCUACAUGCAGAAGCACAACAACGGAGGUCUGCUGGUGGCAGCCGCUGCAGGGCCCGGUGUCGCGCCCAACAGCAGCAGCAGCACGUCGGGCGACAUCAAUCAUCGCAGCAGUGCGCCCGCAGUGGCGGGUAACAAGGAGAAUGCCAAUCCCGUGGAUUUUGUGCUACGGCGACCACGCAAUUGUUCGCUGCUAAAUACGUACAAGCCCACCCAUAAGCUGGCCAACAAUCAUUUCCAUCGCUAUACGGAUGUAAAGCCGCGCGAGGAGCGUGGCGCUUCGAUCAUUGAUCUGGCCAAUCAGCCAAAUGUCCAGGGAAAAAUCAACGGCUGGAAGCUGCAUCAUUUGCGCUCCCAAAUGGAGGAUUUGAACGAAUCCGAGACGUUCAGUAUGACCAAGCUGGAGUCGAUGCUGAAGGACAUUGAAAAGAGCAAGGAGAAGAACAGCGAAAUGGAGCGAGUCAGUGAACUGCUGAAGGGUAACAUACAGCGCAGCAAGAUCAUCACCGAAGGCAUCAACGAGUCACAGAAUCAGCUAAUGAAAGUCUUUGAGCAUAAACCUCAUGUCUCGGACAUCAUAAAUCGCUGCGCCUCCAAGCGGAAUUUCAAGAAGCGCGAUAAAAUCUAAUGGAUUGCAAUUUAUGGAUGGCAUAACAUGGGAUCCGUUGCUAUAUGUAGAUGUACAUUUAUUAAAUUAAGCAUAAUAAUUUUAAACGAGAAGCAAUUUGUAAGACAAAAAACACUUACAAAAAAAAAACAAAAACAAAUAAGAGAAUUCUUAAGGAACUUCAAAUAUUUUUUCAAUUUCUUAAGCACAAAGCAAACAA
This is a messenger RNA of Drosophila obscura, 4298 nucleotides long. RefSeq names its product histone deacetylase complex subunit SAP130 (gene Sap130). Gene Ontology annotation, biological process: negative regulation of transcription by RNA polymerase II. The record is from RefSeq and is a predicted model, not a curated record. Gene Ontology annotation, cellular component: Sin3-type complex. The coding region runs from base 122 to 4099 and encodes 1325 amino acids. The transcript has 11 exons. NCBI's taxonomy places the organism in Eukaryota, Metazoa, Arthropoda, Insecta, Diptera, Drosophilidae.